AUGAUAUCGCAUGCUGACCUACUGGACACUCGGCUCGGUAAGUUACUGUCCGAAAACAGCGAUUUGAAGCGGUUGGAUUUCCCACCGUCUCACCCUCUCUUUCGAAUGAAGGAAACCGCGUCGGAACUGCUGGGUCACAGAGAGACACUAAAAUGUCGACUCGGAGUCGGUGUCGGAGCGUCUGAUCCCGUGCAUCUUGGAGAGCUGGAAACUCCGGAAACCGUAAAGGGUGCUACCCUUAUUCCUGUAGACGAGCUUGGUACCGUCGGAUCCAACCCACGGGGAGGCCUGGUGAGCGGCAAAGAGCAAGAUAAACAACAACAACAAAAUUCAAACCAGGCACUACCAGGUGGUCAGCAAAAACAGAAGCGUCACCGGACCCGUUUUACACCUGCGCAGCUAAACGAAUUAGAGCGCAGCUUCGCCAAAACUCACUAUCCGGACAUAUUUAUGCGCGAGGAACUAGCGCUGCGAAUCGGCCUCACGGAAUCGCGCGUGCAGGUUUGGUUCCAGAACCGACGUGCUAAGUGGAAGAAGCGUAAGAAGACCACGAACGUGUUCCGAGCGCCAGGCACUCUGCUUCCUACCCAUCAUGGUUUACCACAAUUUCCUUCGGCGGCCAUUAACGACAGCCUGUGCUCGUUCCACGCCAACGACACGCGCUGGGCCACAGGCGGCAUUCCUAGCGUUUCUCAACUUCAACUUCCGCCCUCGCUCGGCCGCCAGCCAACCAUGGCGCAGUCACUGUCCCAAUGCAGCCUGGGAGGCGCUGGUCCAGGGACGCCCGGCUCUAUGGGUCUGUCUAAUAUGUCAUCUAAUGGGCCCAGCCUGCAGUCUCAUCACCUCUAUCAGCCAGCGUUUCCAAGCAUGGUGCCGGCAUCGCUUGCGGGCCCGUCCAGCGCGAGCGCUUCUCCACAGCUCUGCCACUCGUCGUCACCAGAUAGUGACGUGUGGCGCGGUACGAGCAUCGCAUCGCUGCGCCGCAAAGCGCUCGAGCACACUGUCUCAAUGAGUUUCACUUAAAUUUCCCAAAGCAAAGCACAGAUGUCUUGGUUGUACUUACACAAAGAGACUUAAGAAACAGAGA
Molecule: messenger RNA, 1087 nt
Organism: Trichomycterus rosablanca
Lineage: Eukaryota; Metazoa; Chordata; Actinopteri; Siluriformes; Trichomycteridae
Gene: otpa
Product: orthopedia homeobox a
Exons: 3
Coding region: 1-1023 (340 amino acids)
Biological process (GO): neuron differentiation; regulation of DNA-templated transcription
Molecular function (GO): DNA-binding transcription factor activity, RNA polymerase II-specific; DNA binding
Source: RefSeq, a predicted model, not a curated record